Molecule: messenger RNA, 1169 nt
Organism: Ctenocephalides felis (cat flea)
Lineage: Eukaryota; Metazoa; Arthropoda; Insecta; Siphonaptera; Pulicidae
Gene: Ude
Exons: 4
Coding region: 173-1087 (304 amino acids)
Source: RefSeq, a predicted model, not a curated record
UGGAAACAUAGAUAGCAAUAUAUAUCCAUGUGAAAAUAGCCCUUGCACGGCAUUGUUGUAUUAAUAAAUAACUCAUCAGUAUUACAGAAAUUGUCAAUCUAUAAGAAGCCAAGUCGUUUGAAGCAGCACAACAGCUCCAUAGGACUCGGCAGAAGAAGCAGAAGACCUCGAUAUGUCCAAGGACAACGCUGACUCAGGAUUCGGAUUCAAGGACAAAGCCAAGGCCGAGGAAACUCUUAAGUUAUUGGAAAGCGAGGACUCUCAUUAUCAAGUACUCACUGUUAAAGGGUUGCUAGGACGUGCUAAGAAAGUUUUAACUUUGACGAAAGAUGAAGAAAAAAGGACGAAUAUUCAAGAAGCAAUCAGUGUAUUCGAGAAAUGGGUAGAGGAAAAUGCGCCAGCUAAGAAACCAAAGAAUGACGAUGAUGACGACAAAGGUGAAAAGAAUCCAGAAACAGUUCCUGGUUUAGGAUUCAAGGAUAAAGAAAAAGCGGAAGAAUCGUUGAAACUUCUGGAAGGUCGAGAUCCUGAUUAUAUGAAACUCGCCGUAAAAGGGCUUUUAGGACGUGCAAAGCGUGUUCUUCAAUGUACCAAAGCCGAGGACAAGAUUAAUAAUAUAAAUGAAGCAAUUAACGUAUUUAAUAAAUUUCUGGAUGAAUUUGAGACAAAGAACAUGGGCAAAAAUCAAAGAACUUAUUUAACGUACUCCAUUGUACAAGUUUUCAAACCGUUUGCCGAAAAAUAUGAAAUAAAGAAUGAUCUAAUAGAUGGUUUCCUCGCUGCAUACGCAAAAGUCCCAAAUUAUAAACACUUACGAACAAUCAGUGAACCAGACUCGGACACGACUUGGGAUGUAAUACGUAACCGCGAACUGGCUAAAUUAGAAGAACAAUAUAAAAACGACGAUUUAGAUUUAUUUGAAAUGAACAAAGAUCCUAGUAAAAUUCACGUUGAAAUGAUCAUGUGGGGAUACAGUCCGAACGCUUCUGUUAUUAAAAAAAUGUCAGAAAAAUUAGAAACUGAGCAGUCAAAUAAGCGUAAGUCAACUGGUGAGGAAGACGAUGGAUCACCAAAGAAGAAGAAAUAGUUAAGUUACGUUAAAUUUAUUUAUAUUUAAUGCUUCUUAUAGUUUAUUUUAUAUGUAUGAGGUACAUAAUUAUUUUAUAGUU